This is a messenger RNA of [Torrubiella] hemipterigena, 1643 nucleotides long. NCBI's taxonomy places the organism in Eukaryota, Fungi, Ascomycota, Sordariomycetes, Hypocreales, Clavicipitaceae. The record is from the annotation of a GenBank genome assembly.
CGCCCCGAGAGAAGAACUGCCGGCGGAUUUGUGACGCGGGGGUCACAGCUUGAUAGCAAAUUGAGGGGUAGCGAGAUUCCGAUAACGUUCUAUUUAAAGCGGAUGUUGGCUUUCAUCGUACGCUAGUGACCGUUGACUCCAUACGUCUCCUCGUCUUAGCUCAGAUCACGCAACCAAACCAUUAAUCUUUUGUAAAUCUGAAAUAUUCUACUAUAGUCAAUAUGCCUGGAAAGAUUCGCACCGCUCAAACUGUUUCUUUUGAUGUCCCUGCCGCUGACCAGCCAGGCCUACACAAUCGCUGGCAUCCUGAGAUCCCAUCCAUAUCUUCAAUCAAACCCGGAGAAACCGUCAAAAUCGAAUGCCUAGACUGGACUGGUGGGCAAAUCGGAAACAAUGACAGCGCCGAUGAUGUUCGAGACGUCGAUCUCACCAAAAUCCACUACCUGACGGGCCCAUUUGACAUUGAAGGAGCAGAGCCUGGAGAUCUUCUCGUUGUCAACAUCACCGAUGUCCAGCCUUUCGACCACUCCCCAUGGGGCUUUACCGGCAUCUUCUCUAGCAAGAAUGGUGGUGGCUUUCUUGAGGAGCACUACCCCCAUGCCUCCAAGGCGAUUUGGGAUUUUGACGGCAUCUAUUGUACCAGUCGCCAUAUCCCAGGUGUCCGCUUUGCAGGAUUGAUUCAUCCCGGUAUUCUUGGCUGUGCACCAUCAGCAGAAGUACUCGCCGAAUGGAACACUCGCGAGGCGGAUCUCAUUUCUACCUGCACUACUUCCCACCCAAAUAAAAUCGUUGCGCAGCCUCCCAAUGAGAUUAACGCACAUACAGGCCAAGCAGAAGGUGAUGAACUCAGGGCAAAGAUUGCGCGUGAAGGAGCGCGAACCAUCCCCGGUCGUCCGGAGCACGGCGGCAAUGUCGACAUCAACAACAUCUCACGAGGCUCAACUACGUAUCUGCCGGUCCAUGUGGGAGGUGCCAAGUUUUCUGUUGGUGAUUUACACUUUAGCCAAGGUGAUGGCGAGAUUAGCUUCUGCGGCGCAAUUGAGAUGGCUGGAAUCAUCACCAUCAAGUUUGAUCUCAUCAAGGACGGCAUGAAGACACGAGGACUAAAGAGCCCCGUUUUCAGACCUGGUGAUGUCGCUCAACUAUUCGGACCGUCGCGAUAUUUGACCUUUGAAGGCUUCUCCGUGGACGAAUGGGGCAAACAACACUUUAUGGAUGCGACCGUCGCAUACCGCCAGGCGUGUCUAAGAGCAAUUGAAUAUUUGAAGCAGUUUGGCUACUCUGGUGAACAAAUCUACCUGCUUCUGUCGUGCGCCCCUAUUAAAGGAGCAAUCGCGGGUAUCGUCGACAUUCCAAAUGUGUGCACUACGCUCGGCUUACCAAUGGAUAUUUUCGACUUUGAUAUUUCCAUUGAGAAUGCUCCCGUGAAACGAGACCUAGGAACCUGUCCAGUCUCCCGAGAUUAACUUGAGCUCUACACUCUGUUAAGAGAAAGGCUGACUCCCAAGAUCGCCCGUUACUACAUCUGUAGCAAUUAUGUAUCUGCUUUGAAACAUCAAUAGUACUCCUGAAGGAGUACGCAGCUCUGUUUCAUAGUUAUCUUAUUGAAAUUCAUCUAAUCUAGUCUAAUAUAUACUAUUUAG